This is a messenger RNA of Amblyraja radiata (thorny skate), 3693 nucleotides long. RefSeq names its product transcriptional enhancer factor TEF-5. Bases 920 to 2158 code for a protein of 412 amino acids. Gene Ontology annotation, molecular function: RNA polymerase II cis-regulatory region sequence-specific DNA binding; DNA-binding transcription factor activity, RNA polymerase II-specific. Lineage: Eukaryota; Metazoa; Chordata; Chondrichthyes; Rajiformes; Rajidae. The record is from RefSeq and is a predicted model, not a curated record. The transcript has 16 exons. Gene Ontology annotation, biological process: regulation of transcription by RNA polymerase II; embryonic organ development; hippo signaling. Gene Ontology annotation, cellular component: transcription regulator complex.
ACACACACUCACACAGCCGCCGGUCACUAAAGCAGCACAGUGCUGCCGGAUACAACACACAACACACUGGAGUUAGGGAGGUCGCCCGAACUUCUCCGGAGACGAAAGUUUCCCUUGGCCCCUCCUCUGGUGUAGUUCUGGAGCGAGACUGCUCUUCAUACCAAAUCUCAUUCUUGAAAUUCCACUCUGCUGUCAACCUCGGGAAAUAUUUAAAAACAAUAUUAACCCAUCUCGGGCGCAGAAAAGCCCGCAACUUUUCAUAAAGUUGUUUUAAAAAAAAACCCAAAACAAUAUAUGUAAGUUUUUCUCUUUAAAAAAAAAAAAAAACUGGGAAUCCUUCCAGCCCCCAGCUCGCCGUCUCGGGAUUGUGUUUUUUUCCCAGCCCUCUGCCUGUUUAGUGAGUCCGAGCCACUUUGAGUUGCUCACACGCAGCUGCAAGCUUUUCCCAAAGUUUAUCCGGGGCUCCAGAAACUUUUUUUUGUUGGUCGUCGCUCGCUGCUGUUGUUUCCAAGUCCCGAGAUUUUUUUUUGUUGUUUUCGUUUCCUGCGAGCGAGAGACAGAGGGGGAAAAAAAAUCUCUCAAAGAGAAAACACCUCUAUCGGCUUGGAGGUCAUUUGGAUAGCUAUCGGAAGUUUUCCCACCCGUUUCUUGUGGAGGUUUCACCCAGGGGGUUUCUCGCCAGUGACCGACGGCUCUCCCCGGAGCCCCGCCAGCCGCCACCAUUGCGUCCAACGACUGGAAUGGGAGCGGAGGGAGCCCCAGCGACGGCCGGGAGGAAGGGGCGGAGGCGCUGGAGAAAUCGCUGGACAACGACGCGGAGGGAGUGUGGAGCCCCGACAUUGAGCAGAGCUUCCAGGAGGCCCUGGCCAUCUACCCGCCCUGUGGUCGACGGAAGAUCAUCCUGUCUGACGAGGGCAAGAUGUACGGCCGCAACGAGUUGAUAGCAAGAUACAUCAAGCUUCGGACUGGCAAAACACGCACAAGGAAGCAGGUGUCUAGUCACAUACAGGUGUUAGCCAGGAAGAAAGUACGAGAGUACCAAGCAAGUAUCAAGGUGUCUAGUCAUAUGCAGGUUCUUGCCAGAAGGAAAGCCCGUGAGAUUCAGUCCAAGCUAAAGGCAAUGAAUGUGGAUCAAGCUUCAAAAGAUAAGGCCCUCCAGAACAUGGCCGCCAUGUCUUCCGCACAAAUAGUCUCGGCGACUGCCAUGCAGAGCAAAUUGGGGAUAACACCAAUCCCACAGGCUUCCUAUCCAGGAACAGCCAGGUUUUGGCCUGGUCCGCUUCCUGGUCAGCCUGGGUCCUCUCAAGACAACAUCCCAGAGCUGGCAGGGUGUGGAUGGAGGCCCAGAGACCCAUGGAGCAGCACACCCACUGAGGGCCGCAGUGUGAAGCCCUUCGCCCAGCCAUCGUAUUCGAUCCAGCCUCCAGUACCACCACCCAUCACAAGCUACGAACCCUUGGGCCCUCUCACACCUCCUGCCACUAUCCCAGUGUGGCAGGACCGAACCAUUGCCUCCUCCAAACUCAGGCUGCUGGAGUACUCUGCCUUUGUGGAAGUGCAGAGAGACCCAGAGACGUAUAACAAACACCUCUUCGUACACAUUGGGCAGACAAACCCAUCCUACAACGACCCGCUCCUGGAGGCUGUGGACAUCCGUCAGAUCUACGACAAAUUCCCAGAGAAAAAGGGAGGGCUAAAGGAAUUGUUCGAGAAAGGACCACAGAACGCUUUCUUCUUAGUGAAGUUCUGGGCGGACCUGAACAGCAACAUCCAGGAUGGACCUGGGGCCUUUUAUGGCGUCAGCAGCCAAUACACCAGCUCUGAGAACGUGACCAUAACUUGCUCCACGAAGGUCUGCUCCUUUGGAAAACAAGUGGUAGAGAAGGUGGAGACAGAAUAUGCCCGACUAGAGAACGGAAGGUUUGUAUAUCGGAUCCAUCGCUCCCCAAUGUGUGAAUAUAUGAUCAACUUCAUCCACAAACUCAAGCAUUUACCAGAGAAGUACAUGAUGAAUAGUGUGCUAGAGAACUUCACCAUCUUGCAGGUUGUGACCAACCGGGACACCCAGGAGACCUUGCUGUGUAUAGCGUUUGUGUUUGAGGUGUCGACAAGCGAGCAUGGUGCACAGCACCACGUGUACCGGCUGGUGAAGGACUAGUGCGCCCGUGCCCAAACAUCCCCUACACAGAGGGUGCUGCCACCUGCCAAGUAUCUACACAUCCGGUGCCUGCUCAUUUUUACCAAACGCAAAACAAAAAAAAUCUAUUUUUCACGGAAACACAGAUAUUUUUACGUUGUUACGAAGAAAUGUAAAAAGACAAAAAAAUGAACUAUUGUGAAGUCAAAGAACAAUAUUCUGCACUACUUCUGUGAGGGUCAUAUAUAUGUGUGUGUUUUUAUUCACUCUCUCCAGAACCCGAGCUCAUUGAGAGGUGACGGUACAGUUUUUCUUCCUUUUUCAAACAAAAAAUAUUUACACUUCAGGGAUAGUAAGUAUUGGAUAAAGAUCACUUUCAGAAAGUGUGUGUUAAUGAGGGCUUGUAUGUAGGAAUGUUAUCUAUAAUAGUUUUUUGGGGGGGAGGGGGGGGGAAGGGGGAGAGAACAGAAGUAAAACACCUACGUUUUGUUUGUUUGCAAUCAUAAAAUGACUUUUCAACCCAAAAUCUGUGAGCAAUGGGAGGGUGUCGCACUUGACGGGGGGGGGUCGGUACGACCACCGUCUUUCGACUCCUCGGAGUGAUUUUUUUAAUUAUUUUUUUUGUGCGGUUUGGAGUCGAAGAUGUCUUUGGGCAGGACAAGUUGCAAGGUAUUUAUAGUUUUAUCGGAAGGGGCUCCCCUCAUAUCUCGCCUUAUUGGCAGAUUUGCUCGGUCAGGCAAGGUUGGGGCUUGUCUGUAAAAGCAGGUGCGUGGCAAAACGGGCGAGGGAUCGCCAGCCUGUACCCCUUGCUUCAUAACAACUCGGAAGUUGGAUUAGGGUGGAUAACUUGUUUGGUUACCCAUAAAUGUUUUUUGUAGGGUUGAAGUUAAGGUAUUGGGAGAGUUUUCUCCCACCUGGUUGUCCCUACCCCCCGAGGGUACUAACUCAUGUUUGGAUGCAGUUCCAUAGGUGUUGCUGCUCGCUGGCACCUCAUCUGAUGGGUUGCUUUCUGCCAGUGAGCCUAUAAUGUGAAUAUUGACAUGGUACUUUAUUGGUAAACAGGAUUAUCCCAAGCAGUUGGCUCGAAACUAAAAGGAACUUUUCCUGUUAACAUAUCAGUGUUUUUAAUUUGUCUUUUUAAAUCUGCCUUUUAAAGCAUCUGUAGUCUGUAGAAAGUCUGUAGAAAGUUUGGAAUCUCUCCUGGGGAAAAAUACUAUCUCUGCAGUCCAUAUCUAGUGGGUAGCAUACCAGAAAUAGGGGAUACAGUGUCUAAUUUUAAUCAGCUCUCCAAAGUGACUCUGAAUCUUUGUGCUCGUAGGAACAAAUAAUUUGAACUCAUUGAAGUAAAAUCAUAAGCCAAAGGAUUGUCUCUGUAUCGAAUGAAAAGGAAGAAGGGUGUUGGGGCUGAGGAGAAAGAAAAUCGCAGUCCAAAAAAUGAGCAACCAAGCUGGUUCUGAAAAUACUACACUUGAAACGGUCUCAUUUCAUUUUUGGCCAAUCUUGCCAAAGUCAUACAAUUCCCAUCUAAGGCAAACGGCGCCUAAAAAAAUGAGAGA